AUGCUAAAGUCUCAAAAGUCAGAGGGUGCUUCUGAUUCGUGUAAUAAUGUAAGUGACAAGGCAAAAAUUCAAGUAUUAAAGAAAGCCGUGUUCGAAUUAAGAGAGUAAAAGGAAUAAUUAGAAAUUUCCAAUCAAUCCUUAUCGAUUGAAUUAGCUAAGGUACUUAAGGAAAAGGAUCAAAAUGAACAAUCUUACGUUGAACUAGUAGAGGAAUUAAAGCAAAGAAUUUCUAUUUUGGAAGGGAAUAUAGAAACAACUCCUGUUAGAAUAUAAUCUUAGAGCAAUUUUUCUGCUUAAAUAGUUAAAGCAGAAGGAACAACAGAUUAACAAUUACAAAGCAUGAUAAAAUUGAAUAAGCAAUUAUAAUAAGAAAUAAAAAUAUUGUAAAAUAACUUCUAGGCAUAAUCCUGUAUUUUAUAACAUGAGUAAAACAAUUUAUAAAAAGAAUUGAGUAAUAAAGAAUCUGUAUUGGGUAAACUCAGCAAAGAGUUGGAAGAGGCAAACAUUCUGAAUAGAUAGCUAAAAAAAAACAUUCAUGAUAUUGAAGAAGAUUUAUACAAUAAAAUAAUUGAACAAUCAUAAAUUAAUACGGAGUUGAAGAUUAAAAUCCAGAAUCUGGAAUAAGGCUUAUUGCAGAAAGAAAGUGAAAUAUAGAAUUAAGAAAAUAUCAUUGAAUAAUAUAAGCUAAGUAUCUAAGAAUUGGAAGAGAUAAGAGGGAAAUUUCUACAGCACAGAUUGAUAUUAAAAAAUUAAUUGCUUGAGAUCAAUUGUGCUUUUAUUCUUCGAUAAAAUAUUUACAAUGACUAUAUUUUAGAAUUGGAAACACCAGCAAAAAGGUUCAUCUAUAAGGCGAAUGAGAUUACUGAUCUUCAAGUUAAAGAUGAUAAGCAUUUCAUUUUGACUCUGUCUAAAAGAUAAGAGACAUUCAAAUUGCAAUAAGGAUAAGAUAUAAGGAACAUUUGUAAAUCUAUCAAAUCAUUUUUAAUUAAAUCUCAAAUUCAAUUAUCAAACAUUUAAAUAAAAUGA
This is a messenger RNA of Paramecium tetraurelia, 1026 nucleotides long. RefSeq lists its product as uncharacterized. The record is from RefSeq and is a predicted model, not a curated record. The transcript has 4 exons. Lineage: Eukaryota; Ciliophora; Oligohymenophorea; Peniculida; Parameciidae.